AAGACAACCAACCACACUGAAGUUACUUACUAGGGCCCCCGAGAGUUGAACUGGACAAAUUCAUCGCCAGCAGCACACCUCGCAAUAAUGGGCCGGCUACCACCAUCACCGCCUUCAGAGCCCCAAUCGCCUGGAGGGCAGUUACAUUCGGCAGAACCUGUUCCUCUUGAUUCGGCAAUACGCACGACCCCAAUUCACCAUCUUUUACCCGACAUUCGUGUCCCUUCUGACCCUCUCCCUGCGCAUCGUUACCACCCAAUCACCUGCACUCCGCUUGACGCUGUCGAAAUUCGCGCGCAGUUGCAGUCAUUGCGAAAGGAGUAUCCGACUUCCGUAGCUGCUGUCAAGGGCCAGGAAGAAAUGGCGAAAGAGGUGAAAAGGCGGAUGAAGGAGGCAGAGGAGAAGAGAGAGAAUUUACAGAGGCUUAUGAAGAGGAAGACAGAAGAGAGGGACACGGAGCGGAGAGUGUUUGAGAAGAUCAAGAAGGAAAGAGAGCGCAAAACUUAACUGGUCUUUUUGACUUCAAUUGUCGGAGAAUGGAUGGACAAGAUCGAGCCUCACUAUACCGAAGGGGGGAUGCGCCAGUUACAAUUCCGGUAUAGGUGAUACCCAGGAGAUGUUGCAUCUUCGCGCCUCCGAGUGGUGAAUAUUUUAUCCAACGGCGCUCGCGAAGUACAUCAAACUGAUGGUUGUAUCGAGUUACAUGCAUCAGUAUACCCGGAACCCGACAUCGUUUGACGGCGCACGGAUACAACUCUCAGCCCAUCUCUCAAUCUACAAAAUUGGCCUAUAAGAGAGAUUUCAAUACACGCUUACGCGCUUCUUCAUGGGCUAGUUGAAAAAGUUUCAGUCCGUAAAUCGGAUCGAACAUUCAUAGGUUUUUGCAAAAAGUCAAAAUAACAAAAAAAAAGGUUGCUUUCGGAGGGAUGGAGUAAUGCAACAAUCGAGCAAGGUGGGAAAUAACGAUCAAUGGGGCAGAUGGUGCAGGCGAAUUGUUACAUUGACAAACCAGCCUUACGGGAUUGGGGAUAAAUUUCCUGUCGGAAUUAAGACCCGUCAAGUCACAUAUUCAAUUCCUUAAAUAUUUUGCGCGAGUGUCUAAACUAUAUUAAACGUGUAUUUCGCUAGGCACAAGCUGCUCGUGGGUAUCAUCAUCUAACAGUAGUAGCAGCAGAUAUAUGCGAUAUCAAACUGGCCUUCGCACAACCUCCUCAUCCCGGACCUAUGCAAAGUGUUCAAGCCAUCCCGAAUUUUCUGAUCAUUCUGGACCGGCAAUGGGGAUUUUACGAGCACAUAGACGCUUGAUAUUCGGCCUUUAUGAUUUCUCGCACGGUUCCGUGAACCCCGUUUCUCGUCACUUGUCGAUUCUAUUCAAUGAUAGGCUUAAAGCCCAAGUGAUUUGAACAAAGCAUCGACAGUAUCAAGCAGCUAUUUCGAUGAGUCAGCGAUAAGGACCCCGGGUAUAUAUGUUCAUAUGUGUGGGUGGGCUGGGAAGGGAUAGGGCGAUGAUGCACCUACUUUGCUAGCUUUCUUGAUCAAAUUCUUGGUCGGAUUAACGAAAUCAGGAGCCAAAAGCUUGCUUCCAUCGUCUAGGAGGCCGCUGACUUUCUUCAAGAGCGCAGGAGUGGUUGCGGGUCCAGCUGUCAUGAGAAGGUUCUUUGUAACCUUUGUUGAUUUACCGUCUAGCAAAUCGUCGACAUGGCGGAUCGCGGAUUGAACUUGUCUGGGAAACUCGCCAGUUAGAAUUUCGCCGAUGCCCCGAAGUUUUUCGCUGAUGUCGCCUAGCUGCGGGUCUGGGGUAGGGGCAGGUUCGGGGUUGGCAAGAGCGAAAACGGUGAAAAGGAGGAGGGAGAUGAGAAUGAAGAAACGUAUAUUGUCUUCCUUAUUGCGUUUCGAGUUUAUAUUUGGUUUGCUUUGGUUUGCGAGGCUAGGUAGCUUCUUUGGGCCUGGAGCUUGGGCUUGGAUUGAUUUCCUAAGUGGCUGGAAAGGAACUUGCUCAAUGGAACUUGAGCCGCUCUCUUAUAACUUCAUACCAAAUGGUAGUUCAUUGACUACUAAGGAGAGAGAUGGAGGCGUGAGAAAGAUGUAAAUGCUCCGAGCGGACUUACCCAAGGCUUUUACAGCUAUUCGGAUAAUGCCUAGGAGUCGGUCUCUGAAAAACCAACACAAAAUCGUUGAGCAGCUUCAUGUGAAGAUAUCCGAACGGGAAGAACCGCCCGCAGUCUAUCUCGGCAGGACAAUGCUCAUUUCUACGCUGACUUGAAUUCCUGUGGACCUCAUCCCAGCUCCCCUAAGAAAGCUACUGGUGCCCUGGCCCCUGGCCGAUGACCCAUGAUUGAUAUAACCUCUUGAACUAUCGCAACUCCAAGCCUGUUCCAAGCAGGAAAGUUGUAUGCCCAUGGAACUCUAAUUCAUUCUUCCGACCAUCGUAGCCGCGCUCGGCAUUUCCCGUUGUUUCCUGAGCUAGAGACGGAGUCUCAUGACUGUCGUCAUAUCAUCGGCAGUCUUAAAAAGCAUGCUAACGACGUGGGAACCUGCAAUACUAAAUCAUCUCGGCAUCGAUACAUAUUUCAUAUGAACUCCACCAGUUACCUUGAUAUGGGCCGGCCGCUGCGGGGAUAUAUAUUUGAUGAUAUUAGUCAGGCGGAAUGAAAAUCUUGGACGAUGGGGAACAAGCUUCCGGCGAUCAUUAUUGGGCGCGCAAUCCACUCAGUUUUGGGCAACUUCCAAAAUAAGAAAAAGCAAAUAUGCGGGGAGUGGUCGUGGAGUGGGAACAUAAAUAUCCCAGGAACUGGAAAGUUGACUCGCCAAAAAGCCACGUUUUAAGGGUGACAUCAAUAAUGAAAAGUAGCAUAUAUUUUCUCAAUCUGUGCAAUAUUUAUAAACGUCAUAGCUCAUACGCGUUUCAGACACCCCAUAUUCUCACAAUAUAAAAUCUCCCAAUUCGAAAAGACACCUCAAUUUCCCAAUUAACCCUAUGGUUGACCACAGACGGAGCUUUUAAAGUCCACGCUCUCCCAGGACCUGAGAUGGGGCGUGGAUAUCGGCUGGGGGGUUAUGAUCGACGACACUGAUCAACUUGCGGAGAGGAAGUGCUCGCACUAGCACAGCAAAGGCCCUAUUGGCUUGUUUUUGGGGUCUUGAGUCAAGUUGAAUGAACAGCAAUGAUAAGAGACUCCAACAUGCUUUAUUAUGAUGAGAUUUUGUUGAACUAUCACAAUUGAUUGAUUAUUGGAUGAUGUUGGCGAUUGAUUUUUUUUUUUUUUUUUUUUUUUU
Molecule: messenger RNA, 3276 nt
Organism: Blastomyces gilchristii SLH14081
Lineage: Eukaryota; Fungi; Ascomycota; Eurotiomycetes; Onygenales; Ajellomycetaceae
Exons: 1
Coding region: 88-507 (139 amino acids)
Source: RefSeq, a predicted model, not a curated record